Messenger RNA from Acanthamoeba castellanii str. Neff, 945 nucleotides. RefSeq lists its product as uncharacterized. The record is from RefSeq and is a predicted model, not a curated record. Bases 1 to 945 code for a protein of 314 amino acids. Gene Ontology annotation, biological process: peptidyl-lysine methylation. The transcript is spliced from 7 exons. Gene Ontology annotation, cellular component: cytoplasm. Gene Ontology annotation, molecular function: protein-lysine N-methyltransferase activity. NCBI's taxonomy places the organism in Eukaryota, Discosea, Longamoebia, Acanthamoebidae.
AUGGAGAUUCAACAAAGGGUGGCGGGUGAGAAUGCGAGGUUGUGGCAGCCGGACCAGGGCUGCAAUCUGGACGAAUGGAGCGAAGAUGAAGACAUUGCGUGGGGCGCCCUGCUCGGCGCGCCCGUCUACUCGUCAUCGUCUGAAGAUGAGGGCGAUGCAGAGCCGCCUCACCGAAGAAGCGACAAGCUUGCAGAAAGCAGCAGUCUUGCCCUUGCCGAUUCGUCAAAUCAAGAAGUGGAACAAGAUGAAGACGAGUUCGUAGUGACGGAGUACAUGAUUUCGGGCCUGAAGAUCAGCAUAAAGCAGCAGCCCCGUCUGGGCAUUGCUCAUCAAGUCUGGCACGCCAGCCUGGUGUUGACGGACUACUUCAACUCGAGCGAGGCGUUCCCGCCAACCGCCGGCGGCGAGAACUGGUGGGCAGGCAAGCGGGUGGUGGAGCUGGGCGCUGGCACGGGCAUCCCGGGCAUCUUCCUGGCCUCCAAGGGCGCUCGCGUGGUGCUCACCGACCUGCCCGACGUGUUGCCGCUCAUGAAGUGGAACGUCGAAGCCAACGCCCACCUGCUGCCCUCGCCUGAGUGCUGUGACGCUGCGCCGCUGGCUUGGGGAGAGGAGCACGAGCACAUCGCGAGACCGAUCGACGUGGUGGUGGCCAGCGACGUGGUGUAUUGGGAACACCUCUUUGCGCCCCUCGCACAGACCCUGAAUGAUAUUUGCUCGCCGGAGACGGUAGUGUACCUCUCGUGGCAGAAGCGACGAAAGAAUGACAAGCAGUUCUUCAAGAUGAUCGGCAAGCACUUUACAUCGGAAGAGAUCAAGUGCAAGCCGGUGGACGCGGUUCAGAUGAACCCGAACCACUUGAAGAAGACACAUCUCUUCAAGCUCAAGAAGAAGCCAACGAAGCCAACGGCCACCAAGGGAGUGAGCCCAGGCCCAAGCAAGGCCUAG